UGCAGGCGUAUACAGCUACCGGCAUGUGACUACGAAGGCAAUGUUACAAAUUAUAUUUCGUGACAGCAGCAAGUAACAAAAAGAAACAGUAUAUGUACAGGAACUAGAGCAAGCCCCGCCCCUGUCUCCUCCCUCUGUGAGCUGGGCACCACUACCGGUGAACAUGGCUGCUGUCCCUGCUGCUGCUGCUGCUGCUCAGGACGAGCUUAAUCAGCUUGAGCGUGUGUUUUUACGCCUUGGCCAUGCAGAAACCGAUGAGCAGCUGCAGAGUAUCAUCUCUAAGUUCUUGCCUCCAGUACUCCUCAAACUGUCAAGUGCGCAAGAGGGCGUGCGCAAGAAGGUUAUGGAGUUGCUUGUUCACCUGAACAAAAGGGUAAAGAGUCGAUCCAAGAUACAGUUACCGGUGGAGACACUUCUGGUCCAGUACCAAGAUCCAGCAGCUGUCUCUUUUGUGACGAAUUUUACAAUAAUAUACAUAAAAAUGGGCUAUCCCCGUCUGCCCAUGGAAAAUCAGUGUGAACUGGCUCCUACUCUCUUGACAGCAAUGGAGGACAAGCCUCAACCUCAGCAAGACAGCUUAAUGCAUCUUCUGAUACCAACUCUUUAUCAUAUGAAAUAUUCCAGUAAAUCCUCCAAAUCCACAUCCGUAUUUAACCUUACAGAAAAACCAAAGACCGUGCAGCUGAUUUUGGAUUUCAUGUUGGAUGUUCUUCUGAUGCCUUAUGGAUUUGUUUUGAAUGAACCGCUGAAUCGCCAAAGUACACCAUCCGGACAGGGCUCCUCCUCAUCAGGGGGAGUGGGAAUCCCACAACCACCUCCUGGUUUGAGCUUUUAUGCAGCAAAAAGAGUUGUUGGAGACAAUCCAUGGACAGCAGAACAACUAGAACAGUGCAAGCUGGGCAUAGUGAAAUUUAUAGAAGCUGAGCAGGUGCCGGAGCUGGAAGCGGUCAUUCAUCUGGUAAUCGCCUCCAGUGACACCAGGCACAGUGUGGCUACUGCUGCAGACCUGGAGCUGAAAAGUAAGCAGAGCUUGAUUGAUUGGAAUGAUCCGACCAUUAUCAGCAAGAUGUACAAAGUUUAUUUGGGAGACAUACCACUUAAAACAAAGGAGGGAAAUGUGCUAAAGCCUGAACUGAAGAGAGAUCCCGUCAGCACCCGUGUUAAAUUAAAGAUUGUGCCACACUUGUUAAGAUCAAGGCUGGCAGCAGAGUUAUUUCCAGCUAACAUACAGGUGGUGUACGAUGGCCUGUUUGGUGGAAACACGAAUGCCAAAUUAAGAUUGUUGUCUUUGCAAUUUGUGCACCAUAUAUGUACAACUUGUCCUGACACUAAAAUAAAGCCUCUAGGCCCAAUGCUACUGAAUGGACUCACAAAGCUUAUUAAUGACUAUAAAGAGGAUCCAAAGUUGCUGUCCAUGGCAUAUUCUGCUGUUGGCAAGCUCUCGGGACGAAUGCCUCAGCUUUUCACAAAGGACCUAGCUUUGGUUCAGCAAUUCUUUGAAGCCAUGCGGAAGGAAGAUAUGGAUGUCAGACUUUCUAUUCAGGAGGCCUUGUCUAUGAUGGUUGGGGCCUACACAAACCUGGAAGGGGCUCAGCUGACUCUCAUGGAAGCACUUGUGGGUUCUUACUUAGUGAAGCCAGAAGUCCAGGUUCGACAAGUAGCAGUGAAAUUUGCAAGCAGUGUCUUUUCUCCUGACCAUAUCCCUUCAAGAUAUUUGCUUUUACUCUCUGCUGGAGAUCCGCGGGAAGAGGUACAUGGAGAAGCACAGAGAGCCCUGAGGAUGCUUUCAUCCAGCAAUGAAAAAGAUGGUUCUCCAAAACUUCCCCCAUUCCCAGUGAUGGUCAGCCAUAUCCUAGAAAAGGCAUCCACUAGGAUGAAAACCCCUGUUAAAUUUGUAACCACCACAUCUGUGCUCCCUUUUAACCCUGCUGCAUUUUUAGAGAUAAUCCUGUAUUUGAGAAUGUGCCUGGCUCACAGUGCUGGUGUGGACCCAACCUGCCAGUCUUUGGCAGACAUGCAGGACCAGGCACCAGCUCUAGGGCGCUAUGUGCGAGAAUUAAUAUCUGGUGAUCACGCCGCACCAGAGCCUUUCUCUUCCAAGAAUGGAGACCUGAAUCCGGUGGAGAUGUACAUAAGCCUUAUCCAACAAUUGUUGUCUGCAGCUGGAGGCUUGCGAGUUAUGUAUUGCCUUUUGGAGAUAGUGUCUGUGUAUCCACAGAAACUGGCUGCUACACUGGUAGACAAAAUUGACUGGUUAAAGAGUCUGAUGAUUGCUAACAAGGAGGAGAUGCGGGAGCUCUCCGCUCAGCUCUAUGCUGUUGUUGUGUCUACAUUACCUGGCCCUGAACUGAAGUCUAACCUGCACAACCUGAUUAAGAGUGCUAAGGAUGUACAUAGCCCUGAGGCUCAACAUGGAUCUAUACUGGCUUUGGGAUAUCUGAUUGGGAGAUACUUGUAUAACAACAAGGAAGGGCGGCUUGAAUCAGGUCCUAUCCCUGAACAGGAUGAGACCAUACAAGCAUGUGUGGAAACAAUUGGAACAUUUUUGAAUAACACCUCUCCAAUGCUGUCAAUUGCUGCGAUUACGGCCUUGGGAGAAAUAGGACGGAAUGGGUCUCUGCCAAUACCUGAUGAAGGAACUGGAUUUACCAAGAGGCAGCUUAUAGACAUUUUAUUGGCUAGAAUACCCUCUGGCAAAGAGACAAAUAAGGCCAAAGAACGAGCUAUAAGGACGCUGGGCUACUUUCCUGUUGGGGAUUGUAGUUUCCAUCAGAAGUUUCUGCUGCAGGGACUCAUGGAAUCAGUAGAAGCAAAACAAAUUGAGCUUCAGUUUACAAUAGGGGAGGCAAUAACUAAUGCAGCCAUUGGAUCACAAUCCACAGCAGCCAGAGAUGUAUGGAUCAUUGCUGAGGAGGACUAUCAACCACCUGCUGAUGUGAAAGUGAAUGAUGUUGUCCCGUGGGUUUUGGACCAGAUUCUUAACAAACAUGUUGUCAGUGUGAAUCCACAUGUCAGGCAGGCGGCCUGUAUAUGGCUCUUGUCUGUGGUGAAGAAACUGAGCAAACAUCAGGAAAUAAAGUCAAAACUUAAAGAAAUUCAAAGUGCCUUUAUAUCUGUCUUGUCUGAUAAUGAUGAACUUAGCCAAGAUGUUUCAUCGAAAGGUCUUGGGUUGGUAUAUGAACUGGGCAGUGAACAAGACCAACAGGAGCUGGUGUCCAUACUUGUGGACACUCUCAUGACUGGGAAAAGGGCAAAGCAUGAGGUGUCUGGAGACACUGAGGUUUUUCAAGGCACCUCCCUUGGCAAAACCCCAGAUGGACAGGGGCUGUCUACAUACAAGGAGCUGUGUGCAUUGGCCAGUGACCUUAGUCAACCAGACCUCAUAUACAAAUUCAUGAACUUAGCUAACCACCAUGCCAUGUGGACUUCAAGGAAGGGUGCAGCAUUUGGCUUCAACGUUAUUGCCACCAAGGCUGGAGAGCAGCUUGCUCCCUUUUUGCCACAACUCGUCCCACGCUUGUAUCGCUAUCAGUUUGACCCAAACACUGGAAUCCGCCAGUCUAUGACUAGCAUUUGGAAUGCCCUGGUCACAGAUAAGACUACUGUUGAUAAAUAUUUAAGUGAAAUCCUUCAAGAUUUGAUAAAUAACCUGACUAGUAAUAUGUGGCGAAUCCGUGAAUCCAGCUGUUUGGCAUUAAACGACUUACUACGUGGUCGACAGUUUGACGACGUUGUUGACAAACUUCCUGAGAUAUGGGAGACCCUUUUCAGAGUCCAAGAUGAUAUAAAGGAGUCAGUCCGGAAAGCAGCAGAACUGGCUUUGAAAACUCUAAGCAAGGUGUGUAUAAAGAUGUGUGAAACCUCCAAGGGAGCAGCCGGACAAAAAAACAUUGCUGUUCUACUGCCAUGCCUCUUGGACAAGGGGAUCAUGAGCUCUGUGGCUGAAGUUCGAGCACUCAGUAUCAACACACUGGUUAAAAUUAGCAAAGGUGCAGGAGAAUUAUUGAAGCCUCAUACCCCAAAACUCAUCCCAGCUUUGCUGGAGUCGUUAAGUGUUCUAGAACCUCAGGUGCUGAAUUAUCUAAGUCUCCGAGCCACCGAUCAGGAAAAGGCUGCAAUGGACAGUGCCAGACUGAAUGCUGCUAAAUCCUCUCCAAUGAUGGAAACCAUAAAUAUGUGCAUUCAGCAUCUGGAUGUCAGUGUACUGGCUCAGCUGGUCCCAAAGCUGUGUGAAUUGAUCAAGAGUGGCCUUGGUCUGGGCACAAAGGGUGGAUGCGCCAGUGUUAUUGUAUCUCUAACAACACAGUGUCCGCAGGAUCUAAUGCCUUAUUCUGGUAAACUCAUGAGUGCUUUAUUAAAUGGACUAAGUGAUCGUAACAGUGUGGUGCAGAAGUCCUAUGCCUUUGCCUUGGGACAUCUAGUUCGGACAGCGCGGGAUACUAGCACAGAGAAACUACUCCAGAAAUUGUGUGCCUGGUACAUGGAAAAGGAAGAGCCGGCAUACAGAUCUGGAUGUACUUUAACAGUUCACGCCAUUAGCCGCUACAGCCCGGAUGUGCUGAAGAACCACUCAAGCUUGGUAUUGCCACUGGCUUUCCUCGCCAUGCAUGAGGUGUCAGAUGAAGAGAAAGGGGAAAAAGAGGAUUCGAACCUCUGGAGAGAAGUGUGGCAGGAAAAUGUGCCUGGAAGUAUCAGUGGUGGCAUUCGAUUGUACAUGAAGGAGUUGAUUACCAUUACACAGAAAGCUCUGCAGUCUCCAUCUUGGAAGAUGAAAGCCCAGGGUGCUGCCGCUAUAGCUUCCAUUGCAAAACAACAGACUGGUUCUCUAGUUCCUCCACACUUAGGAAUGGUAAUCGGCACUCUCCUUCAGGGUCUGCCAGGAAGGACGUGGGCUGGGAAGGAAGAGCUUUUAAAAGCUAUUGGGACAGUGGUAUCCACUUGUAGUGAACAGCUGAAGGACCCAGCUCCUGAACAGCCCAGUGUAGAGGAUAUUAUUCAGGCUGUAUUGAAAGAAUGUCGGAAAGAGAAUGUCAAGUACAAGAUUAUCGCGCUGAAGUGUGUGGCUGAUGUACUUGAAUCCACUAAGGAGGAUCGCUUCCAAGACUUGUCAGAUAUCCUCUUUCCCCUGAUAAAGAAGACAUCCCUAGAAACGGUGGGCGCUCGGUCACCAAAGGAGGAAGAGGGUGAGAAUGAGAAAACCAAAGAACUCCAGACAGAGUCUCUGGUGUGUGCCUUCUCUACUCUAGGCAAGGCCUGGCCCCAGAAUGCUGACACACAGCGUUGCUAUCGGCUUGAAGUGUGCAAGCUGAUGUGUGAAAGGCUGAAGCUCAGCACGUGGAAAGUCCAGAAUGCUGUCCUACAAUCCAUGAAUGCAUACUUUCAGGGGUUACGGAUUUUAGAAAAGGGGCAUUCGGACAUAUUUGCGCUUACAGAAAUCCUCACAGAGGCCUGUCCAGCGAUAGCACAUUCUCUAGAAAACAAGAAUUACUCCUCUGUAAGAACGGAAGCACUCUCUGUAUUAGAGCUACUACUAAGGAAGAUUGAAGCACUCAGAGACACAGAACAGAAUCAGGUGCACGGGCUGGGAAAUCCAGUGGACACACCUGGGAGAUUCAGAACAGUGGGGAAGCCUAACGCUAGACAACAGGCACCUGCUUAUAACCUCUUUAUCCACAAUGGAAAUGGACAGCAGGCCUGACCUGAGAGAUAAAGGAUUACUGCUGAAGAAGAAGCUAGAGAACGUACAUUAAAAACGUGUAAAAUAAAAACCUGUGCAAUUCAGCCCAAACAUGUGCCGUGGAUUUUUCAACACUGUUCAACGCAAGAUUACAUUUAUGCUGUAGCAUGCAUCAUUCCAUGCCUACAAUAAAUAUCUACAUGAA
Molecule: messenger RNA, 5882 nt
Organism: Pseudophryne corroboree (corroboree frog)
Lineage: Eukaryota; Metazoa; Chordata; Amphibia; Anura; Myobatrachidae
Gene: ECPAS
Product: Ecm29 proteasome adaptor and scaffold
Exons: 50
Coding region: 164-5698 (1844 amino acids)
Biological process (GO): proteasome assembly
Cellular component (GO): cytoplasm; nucleus
Molecular function (GO): molecular adaptor activity
Source: RefSeq, a predicted model, not a curated record